This is a messenger RNA of Micropterus salmoides (largemouth bass), 1346 nucleotides long. RefSeq lists its product as uncharacterized. The transcript has 6 exons. Bases 375 to 1241 code for a protein of 288 amino acids. The record is from RefSeq and is a predicted model, not a curated record. NCBI's taxonomy places the organism in Eukaryota, Metazoa, Chordata, Actinopteri, Centrarchiformes, Centrarchidae.
UACCAUAGAUGCACCAAGCGUGCACAAUAAAUGUAAACAUUGAAGAGUUACACUGCAUCCCAGUCACAGGCUGGUUUCUCAGAGCAGUGUGAAAGUGAGAUAAGGUUCGGAUUACUACUGGAGGACUAUAGUAUACUGUUAAAAUGUAGCUAAAGAGGCACUGUAUAACAGACGCAUACCCACUCACUGAUAACAGCAGCUGAAGACAAAACUGCUGCUGCAGUCAUUUGCUGCACAAUCACAUCUUUGUGGCUUUUGUGGAUCUUUAAGACGCUCAUGUUUUAUGGCACUGAAUCAGAUGACUAAGUUGAAGCAGACCACUGAAUUUGUUCUGAUACAGCAGGACAAAAUUUUGUUUUUAAGCUGGAGAAAGAAUGACGAUUCUUCAAUGCAUCAUGUUUUGCUGCCUCGCAGCUGCGUGUGUGGAGGCCUCAGCAGUGCUGGAAGUGAGCGGCCAUGUUGGAGGAGAGGUCACCGUACGCUGCUCUGGGAGCUGGACCACGGACAAUAGCUCUGAACACCACAACAUGUACUUCUGCAAAGAAGUCUGCUCCAGGGAAAACAUUCUCAUUCAGACUGAGAGGAGUAGGGCUGCCGUCACGCUGCGAGGGAGAUAUAGCGUGGAGGUCAACAGAGGAGACUUCAACGUGACCAUAAAGAGGCUGAAGGGGGCAGACGCAGGGAGAUAUCACUGUGGAGUGGGGAACACUUUAAAUGUGCUGUACCAGAAGAUCAAUCUCAUAGUCCUAGAAAGACACACUAUUCUCGCCACUUAUCCUCCGUCCUGUCCUCUCAAAGCUUCCACUGUUCCCCCUGGAUCUUCUCCCUCCACCACCCGCCUGCAGACCGAAGCACAAACUCAGCCUCAAGGCAGCUUUCCUUCCAGCUCUGAAUCGGCAGCAUUAACCCUGCCGGCUACAGAGGAGAAGACAAACCACAAAGCAGCAACCAAACUCUCAGAUACCACAGUGGUCAUCAUUGUUUCGGUGAGCCUGGCGCUUCUGGUUUGUGCCGUUAUACCUCUUAUAUUCUACGGACACUGCCAGAGUAGCGUGGAAGAUGAGAACAGACCUGAAGGAAGCAUGGCAGAUUACUGUGAGGAAAGUGCAGAUGUUGCCUCUACUCAGGCUGCAGUGAGGCUUCAGUCUUUUGAACCAGAUGCUGGUCAGGGGUCCAGUGCUCAGGAUGCCUCCCAGUAUGCUGCCAUCUACCAGGCACUUGAUCCCAAAAGUCUGGACUGAGCAGUUUAUUCCCUUUCUGAGCUGACAGCUAAUCUCACCAUCUCAUCUCUUUUCUGCAUGAAUGAAUAAAGGACAAAUGUUUGAAUAAAUGUCUGUUUGAGUACC